AUGAACGUUGUCCCACAGUCAUACAUUAGAACCGGAAGAAAGGCAAAGAAUUUGGUGGCCAAAAUGUUGAACAUCCCAGAGCAAAUGAAGGGAUUUCCAUCUAAAGUUUGGAACCAAUUUAGCUAUUAUAGCAAAUUGUCUUCUCUUGAAGCUGUUGGUAGAAAUGGAGCCGCAACUGCUUUUUACUCUGGAAAAUACGAUAUAAAGUUACAACUCGAUAAAAGCGAAGUACCAAUGAUUGGAAAGGACCAAAUUGAUAUUAAGAAAUUACAAAAUCAAAUUUUGGGUGCUAUUGAGGAUGCUCGUAAACAUAACCACAUUCACAAAUACUAUGAGAAGAGUUUAUAUCAAAUUUCACAUGAUAAUUUACCAAAGGCUGAAACCUUCUCUAAACCUACACAAUACGCUACUAAAAGAAGCGAAAUCAAACAAGAUUUAACACAAUUGCAAGAGGAUGAUGAAAACCAAUACAUGUUCAAGAAGGUUCUUCAACAAAUGCAAAAAAUUGAUAUGGAUUACCAAAAGGAUAUUCAAGAGUAUAAGAAGUAUUUAAUCAAGAAGGAUGAUUUGGAAAGUGCCCAAAGAGAUGAAAUUAAUUCCCGAGUGGCCUUCUCUUCUGCUUUCACUGAUUUGGCUAAUAGUCUUCCAGCUUCCGAAGCUAAGAAGAGCGAUGUAAAGGAUAUGACAUCAACAAUGUCUGAUGACUCAUCAAGAAUUAUUGAUAGAAUCAUUGAUCCAGAAGGUACAACUUUCCAAAGUAUCCAUAGUUUGACAUAUGAUUCUCGUUUGGACCCUGAUGCUGAACCAAUUGGUCCAUUUAUGCAUGAAUUGAUUGCUUUAAAGCAACUUGAAAAGCAAGUUGAAGAAUAUGAACAAGCAAACGGAAAGGGAACAUUUGCUAAAUACAUGACUGAAUCCGCUGCUAAUGAUAUGCAUACUCUUUAUGCUAGUUUAGAAUCUUUGGAAGAAGCCUUCUCACCAGAAGGACGAGAAAUGUGGGCUAGAGUUCUCUUUUCUACAGAAGCUGCUGAAAAUGUUGAAACUAUCAUGAAGGCUGUUGAAAAUAUUGAUCCUAAAUUGACAACUUCUUUACCUGAACCUGUUACCAUUGUUGAAGAUAUUGAAGAAGAAGAAAAGUAA
This is a messenger RNA of Naegleria gruberi, 1140 nucleotides long. RefSeq lists its product as uncharacterized. NCBI's taxonomy places the organism in Eukaryota, Heterolobosea, Eutetramitea, Acrasida, Naegleriidae. The coding region runs from base 1 to 1140 and encodes 379 amino acids. The transcript has a single exon. The record is from RefSeq and is a predicted model, not a curated record.